Molecule: messenger RNA, 994 nt
Organism: Nymphaea colorata (pocket water lily)
Lineage: Eukaryota; Viridiplantae; Streptophyta; Magnoliopsida; Nymphaeales; Nymphaeaceae
Exons: 1
Coding region: 5-814 (269 amino acids)
Source: RefSeq, a predicted model, not a curated record
AUUAAUGAUUUUCAUGAUGGCAAUAGAGACAAGUGCUUGGAUGUGGAAGAAGAGAAAUUUCAGUGCUUCGAACAAACAAUCUGCCUCUGAAGGUGAUCCAUGGCAGGAACAGUCCUUUGCAGAAGACUCAUUUGAGUUACUGUGCGAGUGCAUAUGGCCUCCUAGGUACUACUCUUGCAGCUUUUGUAGGAAAGAGUUUAAGUCAGCCCAGGCCCUUGGUGGUCACAUGAAUGUUCAUAGAAGAGAUAGGGCCAGAUUAAGGCAGUCACCCGACUCUCAGAGUGAAAUAAAUCAACACUCAGGUGGAUUUCCAGAUGCCCAUCAACACCCACCUGGAGUUUCUCCCAUGGUGAUCCUAAACCCUGACUCUAGGCCUGACCAUAGUUCUCCUGAAACUGAUCCUACCCGUCACAUUCGUGGUGCUCCAACAUCUGCAGUUUCUAGUUCAACCACCUUCUGCUGCAAUGGCGCUAGCAAACAGGCUUUGAACUGCCGGCAUUGUUCCUAUCGGGAGCCACCACUCUGUGAUCCACAUUUAAAGAUCGCCGGUGAAUUUAACCUUAGUUCUGCAGGCGAUUUAAAGUCCAUAAAUGAUCUGAACUGUGAUGUUCCAUGGCAAGAAUUGGCAAUUGGAUCGCCAGAAUCGCUCCUUGAGCAGAAAAUAUCCGAUGAGACAAUGAAGCCACUGCAAAGAAGAAAAAACCCAGAAAAUGCAGCACUGGCACAUUGGCCUUGUGCUCAAGGGAGACUGCCCCAUCCCUUCUACUUUACUCUGACUUGCUUGGUCGAACCCAAUCCAUUGUUGAGGAUUUAGAUCUUGAGCUCAGGCUGGGAGUAAGGUCUACGGUUAACUGAAAUGCUCUGUUGUUUUCAGUAUUUCUUCCUUCUUUUGCUUUUAUCUGUAACCAAAUCGUUACCAAUAUGGAGACUCUGCCUCUUUCUUCAAUCAUUUGUACAAGUAUCAUGAGGAGGAAGACAACCGGAGAAAUCCCCU